Molecule: messenger RNA, 1478 nt
Organism: Gaeumannomyces tritici R3-111a-1
Lineage: Eukaryota; Fungi; Ascomycota; Sordariomycetes; Magnaporthales; Magnaporthaceae
Product: pre-rRNA-processing protein IPI1
Exons: 3
Coding region: 58-1119 (353 amino acids)
Biological process (GO): rRNA processing
Cellular component (GO): nucleus
Source: RefSeq, a predicted model, not a curated record
GCGAGAAUUACCCCUGUCGCAUGUCAAGUCCUCUCGCUGGCUGCCCAUGAUUACACGAUGGGGUCUAGCAUCCGGAAGAAGAAGGAGAAGAAGAAGGACUUUCAGAGAGCCAAGCUGAAAGUAGGCAAGGCGAAGGAGAAGCCUGCCAGCUUUACCGACACGAGCUUCAAAUCAAAGGCUAUCGUCGUCGCCCAACAGUCUAUAACUGUUGAUGGGCCGAGCCCAGCUGAGCAGUUCAAGCACAACCUGUCUCUGGCCUCAUCCUCGCGCUCGGAGAACCAACGCCGCGAUGCCCUGGCGUUCCUGACUGGACAGCUGGCGGCCAAGCCGCCCAACAACCCCGUGGGCACGGCUGGCGUCCUAGCCCGGCUCCUGCCGCUGAUCUCGGACACGUGCUCAGGCGUCCGCACCCAGCUUCUCAAGUUGUUCCAGACCCUCCCACGAGCUGACGUGGCCCAACAGGCCGAGAAGGUCCUCAUGUACGUGCGCGCCGGCAUGACGCAUCUCUCGGCAGAUGUUCGCAACGACUCGCUUGGCGUCAUGGAGUGGCUACUGGACACCGCGGGCGACGAGGUCGUCUCUUGCGCCGGCGGCUGGAUGAAGACGCUCAACGUCUUUGCCGCCAUGCUCGGCUGGAGCAGCAUCGCGGCCGUUGCUGCUGCUGCCUCUGCGGGCGCCGCCACUUCUUCUGUGUCCAAGACGACGUCGACGACCACAAAGGGUUGGACUUCGGCCCCCAAGUCUACCUUUGGCGCCGCCAAGGGCGGUCAGUCCUAUGCACGCCAACUUCUAGCAUUAGCCAAGUUCCUCGAGAUCGGCCUUCGGCCCGAGGUCGUGUCAACUUCGGCGGGCCCGAGUGCUUACUGGAACGGCUUGUACCGGCUCCCGCGGUGCUCAAACCCCUUCGGGCAUCUCAACCUCUUCGGGGCUCCCAGGGACGCCGAUAGCGAGAUGUACGCCGACCGUGAGGAUCGCCAACGCGUCUUCUCUGCCCGGUGGCAGGUCGUUGUGUCAAAGGGACUUGAGGAGGCCAAGAAGGAGGGAGGCGCUGUUGGCCGAGCGGCCGCCAUACUGGACCUGGCCGUGAAGGACGGCAUGGAGGGCUACGAUAUUGCAUAAUAGCCCGUUUGCGCGAACUAGAGUGUGUUGGAGGGGUGUCGGCUUUGGCUCUUUGCCCCCACUUUCCGCAAUUUUUCUCUGCCGAAUAUCAAAGGCAUGUGUCUCCAAACAGCAUUAUACCUGAACCAGCCAGGUAUGCUACUCCUUCGUCAGUCAGAUAAAGGAAUGCAACUUCCCGUUCACACGCUGCCUUCCAGCUAGCUGUAGAGAUUUCGAGAAGCAUAUGGGUAGCUCGAACAAACAGCCUGAUUGCGUUGUCGUGGGUAACCGCAUGCUGCUCUAUGCGCCUGCAAGAGCCAAUAUCAAAAAAAAAAAACUCAAAAUGGAACCAAGGGUCUGGCCGACCUAUGCUGCCUCAC